Messenger RNA from Pseudozyma flocculosa PF-1, 2271 nucleotides. RefSeq lists its product as uncharacterized. The record is from RefSeq and is a predicted model, not a curated record. Gene Ontology annotation, molecular function: carboxypeptidase activity. The transcript has 2 exons. Lineage: Eukaryota; Fungi; Basidiomycota; Ustilaginomycetes; Ustilaginales; Ustilaginaceae. Bases 1 to 2271 code for a protein of 756 amino acids.
AUGGCCGCAGACCUGCGCCACCAGCUCGGCGCCGCCAUCCCGCGACCCCACUGCCCGCACGCCGCCGCCGUCGCCGCCUACCGCUCCGCCCUCGACAACCUCGAGUCCAUCUCGGCCGCCCCCAUCCCGGCCGCGUCGCACGGCCACCGCAACCACCUCGAGCACCUCGAGCAGAGCUUCCUCGCCAUCCCCUCGGCAAAGGGCGCGCGCGACGCCCUCGAGCGUUACACCCGCCACGCCCACUAUGCCGGACUCGACGCAGACUACCACCUCGCCCUCCAGGUCCUCGACGAGUGGGCCGGCCUCCUCGGCAUCGACCUCCCCGACAACCGCACCCAGCUCGUCUUUGACGCCGGCUCCAACGAGAGCAAGGACCACGUCCAGGGCAAGGGCCAUGCCACCGGCCCGCGCGCCUGGACCGACACCUACUCGGUCUGGCUAAACUACCCCAUCAACUCGAGCCUCACCCUCUCCAGGCCCCGCCCCUCGGAUGGCGACGACGACCAACCGGCUCCCGAGCCCUACUUUACCGCCGCGCUCAAGGAGGACGUCCUCGACCAGGACCCCACCUCGGCCAAGGGCGUGCCCACCUUUCACGGCUACUCGGCCUCGGGCUCCGCCAGCGGCCAGAUCGUCUACGCCGGCAUGGGGCGCAGGGAGGAUUUUGACGGCCUCGCCGCCCGCGGCAUCGACGUCCGCGGCAAGGUCGUCCUCGUCUCCUACGGCGGCGUCUUCCGCGGCCUCAAGGUGCGCGCCGCCCAAGAGGCCGGCGCCGUCGCCUGCCUCAUCUACACCGACCCCAUCGAGGACGGCAACGUCACCGUCGGAAACGGCUACGCCGCCUACCCGGACGGGCCCGCGCGCCACCCGAGCGCCGUCCAGCGCGGAUCGGUCCAGGGCCUGUCGAUCUACCCGGGCGACCCGGCCACGCCCGAGAAGCCAUCCUACCGCAACGCCACCCGCCUCGACCCGGACACGGCCGACAGCCUGCCCAAGAUCCCCUCGCUGCCCCUCUCGUACCAGGACGCCCGCCCGCUCCUCGAGAGCCUCCGCGGCAAGGGCGUGCCCGCCCGCGACAUCAACGACCGCAUGCCCGGCGCGCUGCCGGGCAUCGAGUACUGGACGGGCCCCAGCGACGACGUCGCCCACGUCGAAAACCACGUCGACCUCGAGGUGCGCGACAUCUGGAACACGUACGCCGUGCUGCCGGGCCUCGUCGACUCCGAGGUCGUCAUCAUGGGCAACCACCGCGACGCGUGGACCUUCGGCGCCGCCGACCCCAACAGCGGCACCGCCGCCUUCCACGAGACCAUCAAGGGCCUGGGCGAGCUCUACAGGCGCGGCUGGCGCCCGCUGCGCACCAUCAUGUUUGCCUCGUGGGACGCCGAGGAGUACGGCCUGGUCGGAUCGACCGAGUUUGGCGAGGACCACGCCGAGUGGAUCCGCGACAAUGCCGUCGCCUACCACAAUGCCGACGUGUCGGUGUCCGGCUCCCAGUUCCACGCCUUUGCAUCGCCCUCGCUCGCCGGCCUGCUCCAGCACUCGGCCGCCAGCGUGGCCGACCCCAACGCCCAGGGCGGCGACGCCGGGACCGGGGCCGGGGCCGGGGCCAACAUCACGCUCGACACCGUCAGCCCGCUGGGCAGCGGCUCCGACUUUACCGUCUUCCUCCAGUACCUCGGCAUCGCCUCGACCGACAUGGGCUACUCGGCGCGCGCCGGCGGCACCGACCCCGUCUACAUGUACCACAGCAACUACGACAGCUUCUACUGGAUGGACAAGUUUGGCGACCCGGGCUUCCGGCGGCACGAGGCGGCGAGCAAGGUGCUCGGCCUCGCCGCCAUCCGCACCGCCGCCUCGCUGUUUUCGCCCAUCGACGUCAAGGCGUACGCCGCCAAGCUCGAGGCGUACCUCGACGACGUCGACAAGGUGGCGCGCGACGGCGACGGUGCGGGCGUCCUGGGCGGCAGGGUCGACGUCGACCUGCGCCGCGUGCGCCGCGCCAUCCGCCACGUGCUGGGCCGUGUGCGCCGGCUGAAUGAAAAGGUGCGCCUGUUUGAGCAGGGCUUCAUCGACCCGCAGGGCCUGCCCGGCCGGACGUGGUACAAGCACCUGGGCGUCGCGCCGGGCCGCUGGCUGGGCUACGGCGCCACGACGCUGCCCGGCCUGACCGAGUCCAUCACCCUCGAUGGCGGCAGGGGCGCGCAGCACGAGGCCGACCGCCUGGCCAAGCACCUCGAGGCCAUGGCUCGCCGGCUCCAGCGUCACUGA